Messenger RNA from Homalodisca vitripennis (glassy-winged sharpshooter), 1130 nucleotides. RefSeq names its product protein TsetseEP-like. NCBI's taxonomy places the organism in Eukaryota, Metazoa, Arthropoda, Insecta, Hemiptera, Cicadellidae. The record is from RefSeq and is a predicted model, not a curated record. The coding region runs from base 123 to 959 and encodes 278 amino acids. The transcript is spliced from 3 exons.
GUACGUCUGUUUACGGUCGUCGGUUCUCCAAAUUACCACUUUGAUAGUAAAUUCGUUCACUUUACUGGCCUAUAUAAGAACACAAACAGUCUUGUACUAUUAUUGCCACACCAACUGUUAAGAUGCGAUAUUUGGCAUGGACUCUGGUGGUGAUCAUAGUGUGGGGCUUUUCGGCAAACUCGAGCCUUGCAGAUACUGAGUUAGAAGAAAACCAAGUAGAGGCAAUCGCUGAAGAAGAGGGCUCGAGUCUUCCCGAAGAUUUACUCGAUGGCGAGACGGAGGAGGAAGGACUGAACACCGCCGGACUUGAAACCCGCCGAAGACGCAUCAGAAAGCUAAAACCACAGCCUAAGCCAGCGCCACCGCCAGCGCCAAAGCCAAAACCAAAACCAAAACCAAAAACAAAACCUACAGCAAAGCCAACACCAAAACCUACGCCAAAAACAACUCCAAAGCCGACAGAAAAAGCAACCACAAAGCCGACAGAAAAAGCAACCCCAAAGCCGACAGAAAAAGCAACCACAAAACCUACAGAAAAACCAACGUCCAAAUCUACACAAGAACCGCCAUCACUUGAAAAAGGAAAGAAAUCCGAAACUGAAUACACUGCUGAUCCGAAAAAUGACGAAUCUUGGAACCAAUUUACCAACUCAUUCUUAUAUGGAUUAGGUGAUGGAGUGGGUUCUGAAUUAGCACAUCAAGCUGCAAAUACUUUACUGACAUGUCGACAUCAACUAAUAGAAAAAAAUAGCACUAGUCUUAAUGACUGUGAUCCGUUUAUUGACUUACAAAAUGAUUUGCAAGAGAAAGAAACCAAUGGACAGGAGGAAACAACAGAUGUUCAAGAUGAAACAUCAGAUGGUCAAUAUGAUUCAUCAUAUUAUUUUGUACCGAACUGUUUGCCAGGACUGGCUAAGCAGCCACCCAUCCAGGACGCAGUCAAUCUCAGCGUUCCUUGAUCUUUCGAUAGCCACCGUACCAAUUACACUGCGCCAGUAACUGUCGAAUUUACUAUUUAAAAUGUUAGAUUUCUGGAUCGUUUAACGACUUUAAGGAUAAGAGAAGUCUCAUGAUUAUGUAUGAGGUAUUAAAUACAAGUUUUAAAAUUAAAUGAAUCCCACAUUAGAGUA